UGGGGAGGCGGCCUCCGGGCUAGGCAGCGGCUUGCAGCAGUUGAGCGGGGAAGUUGGAGCCUCCCCGCUUGCGGGGCGCGACGGGACGCGUUCCCGGGGCCAUGAGCCGGCUGGGCUCGGUGCAACAGAAGGUGCCCUGCCUCUUCGUGACUCAAGUGAAGGAGGAGCCCUCAGCCAAGCGGGAGCGCCAGCCUUUUAAAGUGUUGGCCACCAACUCAAUUAAUCAGAAGGCUUUAGCUGCAGAUAUAUACAGUGCAAUCCCAACAGAAAAGGUGGAUGGAACUUGUUGUUAUAUAACUACAUACAAAGGUCAUCCAUACCUUUGGGCUCGAUUGGAUAGAAAACCAAACAAGCAAGCCGAGAAGAGGUUUAAGCAGUUUAUGUACUCGGCAGAAAACUCAAAAGGAUUUACAUGGAACAUUGAAGAAGAUUUCAGGUCUGUCCCUGAAUGUUGGAUUCCAGCCAAAGAAAUAGAGUACUACAAUGGAAUGCCUUUCCCUGAUGAAAAUGGACACAUUCCAGGUUGGGUACCAGUAGAGAAAAACAGCAAAUUAUAUUGUUGGCAUUCUUCUGCUGUUGACUAUGAGUAUGAACUUGCUCUCAUUCUGAAGCAUCAUGCUGAAGAGCCUCAUCUUCUAGAAAUCAGUCCAGUACCUUUAACCGAGUUUACAGAGCAGACACUGGAACUUAUUGGAACAAAUAUUAAUGCAAAUCCAUAUGGCUUAGGAAACAAGAAACAUCCUAUACACCUUCUUGUGCCACAUGGAACAUUUCAGAUUAAAAAUGCACCAUCAAUAAAUCAGAAUGACAUAUUGGCUUGGCUUGAUGGAUGCAAAGAGGGGAAGAUUGAAGGAAUUGUGUGGCAUUGUGCUGAUGGAAAUUUAAUCAAGCUGCACAGACAUCAUCUUGGCUUGUCCUGGCCAAUUGCAGAUCCUUAUUUGGCAUCACAACCAGUUAUUGUCACUUUCAGCAGGGCCAAAUACAACUUUGAACCAAAAACUCUUUUUCAUUAUUUUUCAAAGUUGGAGGGACAAAGAUUUAAUAGUCUUAGAGAUAUAAUAAGUGAUCUAUGACCAGGUCUCUUCAGAAGAUACACUGAAUCAUCCAUGUGUCUGCUCCUUCAUUUAUAAUAAGCUAAGGAUAUUUAAAAUGUUUGUUGAAGUGUAAUAUAAAUUGUAUUAUGUCUACCCAUGUUUGACUUUAACAUGUAUAUACAUAAACUGGAAAAACUUUAGCAGAAGAGCUA
Molecule: messenger RNA, 1246 nt
Organism: Python bivittatus (Burmese python)
Lineage: Eukaryota; Metazoa; Chordata; Lepidosauria; Squamata; Pythonidae
Gene: RLIG1
Product: RNA 5'-phosphate and 3'-OH ligase 1
Biological process (GO): response to reactive oxygen species
Molecular function (GO): RNA ligase (ATP) activity
Source: RefSeq, a predicted model, not a curated record